AUGCAGGAACCCAACCAGAAGCAGCUGACAUUGACACACCAACCAGACCUUGCACAAGAUGCUAGACGGCCUGACGAACUCUCGUUGACGGUUGAAUGCCACUGCCGACUGACCUCCCUUUCGCUCGCAAUUCCACGGUCUGCUCUCCCUCUGAAAUCGGCAGUCUGUCACUGUAAUUCAUGCCGACAUGCCACAGGACAACUCUUCGCCACGUUUGCCGUGCUACCGGUAGAAUUGCCUGAAGGAAUUUUCGACAUUGGCAGUCUGGUCCGAUAUGAUUCUUCUUCUUCCUGUGAGAGAUGGUUCUGCAAAAGAUGCGGCGCGUCAGUCCUCAACGUCGACAAAGGCACCACACCAGCAGAGUGGGAGGUCGGGACCGGCGUCCUCCACUUCGACGACGGCCUCGAGGGCAAACUGAACAGGGUGCAGCUCUGGGUUGAAGAUGUCAGCGGUGAUGGGGGUGCCGUGGUUUGGAUCAAUAGAGGACAGCUCGCAGGCAUGGACCGACAUCGGAAAGGUCGGCAAAGCGAAAUGGUCAGCUACGAACAGGUCAAGAGUCUCAUGCAAAGGAGCGUUGAGGCAUCGAGCACGCAAGGAUCGCGCGACGGUGAGCGGAUGCAGGUUCGUUGUCAUUGCCGAAACGUGGCAUUCUCCUUGGCCUGGCCGAGUCAAGACUUCAAUCACUGCACUGGGAAGUUCGAGGCAAGUCUCGAUGCCUGUACCUCCUGUCGAAGAGUCAGUGGCUUUGAGAUAACCAGCUGGAUCACAGUUCCCAAACAGUUGUUGUGCGUCACUGCGGCCAAUAGUCUGGACACCUUCCUUGCUGAUAGGACAAGGCUGGGACAUUAUCAGACAUCAUCCGAUGUGAGUCGCUACUUUUGUGUCAGGUGUGGCGCGACUGUCUUCUACCACAAGCACAACCUCAAGACGAUCGAUAUAGGGGUGGGGCUGCUGGAUUCAGGAAACGAAGGGAAAGCUCGGGCAGAAGAAUGGCUGGCGUGGCAGCCAUAUCCCAAGGGUCUGUCAUAUCCAGAGGAUGCGGUGGACAAGGACUUUGUGACAAACUUGACAGAGGGCAUGAGAUUGGCGGAGGAAGUUGUGGACUGA
Molecule: messenger RNA, 1107 nt
Organism: Capronia coronata CBS 617.96
Lineage: Eukaryota; Fungi; Ascomycota; Eurotiomycetes; Chaetothyriales; Herpotrichiellaceae
Exons: 1
Coding region: 1-1107 (368 amino acids)
Molecular function (GO): carbon-sulfur lyase activity
Source: RefSeq, a predicted model, not a curated record